This is a messenger RNA of Klebsormidium nitens, 2382 nucleotides long. The record is from the annotation of a GenBank genome assembly. NCBI's taxonomy places the organism in Eukaryota, Viridiplantae, Streptophyta, Klebsormidiophyceae, Klebsormidiales, Klebsormidiaceae.
AGCUGAUAAUGGUUUCAGACCCUACAGACGGUUCCCUUCGUUCACCUUCGUUACCACUGCCAAUGGGGAAGACGGUGAACACAUCAAUGACAAUGUGCAAAUGUGCUUCACCCUCAGGCUUCCUCAAAAGCAAAAGUUCAACUUAGUGCUCUUAAAGGAGCUCUCUAAAUAAUGUGCUUUGACUACAUUUCUUCGUUUUCUUUAAUGGCAAUGCGAUGGCGCCACUAAUGGCUGCUCAGAAGUGACGCCACGGCAACGUAGAACGAUCGUAAGCCUGCUUUCAAACUUUGAAGUGAAGCUUUGGGCAAACUCUGAUCCUCUUUUCGUGGAAUGACUAGGCAGCAGCGAUGAUACAGGUGGUGGCACAAUGCCGCCACACCAAGUUCAUAUCGGAUAGCACUCUGAAGUGACCACUCGUUCCGCCCAGCCAGCAUUGGAAGCUCAAGGAUUGCACGAUGGCACUUCCGUCCUCUGCUCAGUAUCUUGUCUCCCUUGCCCGGGGUAGUAGCUCUUCCCAGCUCAAAGAAAGGGCGCUGUCUGCACUCUGUGCAUCCACUUCCGGCUCGUCAGUCUCAGGUCCAAACAGGCGCCACGAUGAGACGCGCGUGCAUUGCCUGGAUGACACAGAGCAGGCGGUUCCAAUCGGGGCGUCGAUUUCAUCGAAGGUGGCUGAGGGAUCGGCAAUUCGUGCAUGGUUGGCAAGGAAACACAUUUUGGCUCCCGCAAACAGGCUUGCGCGUUGCAAAAAUUUUCAGUCACUACAUCUAGAACUUGGUUCGGUCGCACAGUCAAUUGGAAUCCAGACAUGUUUGCCCGAUAAAACUAUUGGUAGUAAGUCCUUUGCGACAGCAGCAGCGAAAGGUGAUAGCGACCCGACGUUUGAGGAUUUCCUGAGCGGGUAUAAGAGUAAGAAAGAUGACGAUGGAGAGGAGGAGGCGCUGCGUCAGAGCAUGGCCGCAAUCAAGCAGAACCUGUCAGUCUCUGAGGGGGCUGAGCUUGGACCAGAGGCAGUCAACAGGUUUUACACCCUCAGCGAGGAAGACAUGCGUACGCGCUUAGCGGAGGGGUUGCCGAGAAGCCUGGAAAAGGAGUUUGCUCAACAAAAAGAGAAGCGGAUACUCGUUCGGCGGCAGGGACUCGACCUGUUUGAGAAAGUCAAACAGCGGGUUGAGGAUCGGAAGUCUUACCAGUACCGAGCGCUGGUUCUGAAAGGCCCCAAGGGAAGCGGCAAGUCGUCCUUGCUCGCACUGCUGGUGCAUCAGUGCCGCUCCGCCGGCUGGUUAGCGCUCUACGUGCCCUCGGGAACGUCGUGGAUCUCGGGGUGGUUCUACGGCAAGGAUGAGAAGUCGGGCUUCUUUGACACGCCGGUGCAAGCCGAAAAGGCGCUUAAGGCCCUGUUGGCUGCGCACGGCGACCUGCUGGAGUCGCUUCCGAUCCGGGUCCCGUUGAGCGCAAUCGGCCCAGUGUUCGGAGGGACCGCGAGCGUAGACCUGGACACGGAAGAGCUGGCCACGGGCACGCCUGAGGAGGGCAGUCUCAAGAGCCUCGUCGAAAAGGGGCUGGAGAAUGAAGGGGAGCGCGCCGGCGAGAUGCUCGCGCGGCUGCGGGUCGAGCUGACACGUGUCACCGAGGUGCCGGUUCUCAUUGCGAUCGAUGAGUAUAACAGCUGGUUUGGGACCAGCGCGUAUGGCGACGUCAACGAGGAGAACACCAAGACGAGACGCAUCGACGCCGGGGAGAUGCGACUGGUGCACGCAUUUGGGCAUCUCGACGGCGACCUCGGGCUGAAGAACGGAGUGGUUGUGGCCGCCGCGAGCGGGUCGCUGGGCCUCCCUGCGGACGUUCGCGACAUGCCCGGGGUGUACAAGGACGUCCGGAAGAUGGUUCACCGCUUCGACCGGGAGGAGACGGGGGCCAUUCUCACCAACUACUUCGCUUGCGGUGUCAUGAUCAACGCGUCCAAGCGCCCCAAAGACGAGACCAUAACCACCGCCCACUUCCUAACUGGGGGGAACGGCCACGAGCUUCGUUACUACGGCCCUCUGUUUCAAGCGGACCGGCCGGCACUGCCAACUCCGGAAGCUUUCCAACCGCUGCUUGCGGAAGGAGGAUACACGGGCGACGAUCGGCAGCCCGCGCCGAGGAUUCGCAACUUUGUGCAAUCAUUGAGUGGCGAGUUUUGAGGAGCACGGACACAGGCGUAGAGUCUUUGAUAUGGGUGUCUUCAUGCUCAGGUGGAAGGCGGGAUCAAUCCGGAAGGAUGAAGGGACUUGGUAAUCUGCUGAUGAGGAUAGAUCUAAAUCUUGGGCAGUUUCCAAUUAUGAGACCCAUUCAUGCAAACACAAGUUUCGCAUGGCACACUUUCGCAUGGCACAUCUUAGU